AACCUAGACGAUCUGGGAGGAUUCGACGACGCCCUGCCUGGCACAGCGACUACGUGAUGGACUUCCCGGUGCGGAAGUCCAUCAGGCAGCAGAGGGUGGGGGCUGGAGAUGCUCUCCAACAGCCUGAGGAGAUGGCACUGCCACCUCUCCAGCCUGUGCUUGAUCUUCCUGAGGAGGAGCUAGAACAAACUGAAGAGAUGGCACUGCCAUCUACUCAGUCUGUGAUAGCUAAUCCUUUGGAAGACCUUGAACAGCCUGAGGAGAUUGCAGUGCCAGCUCCCAAGCCUGUGUUUGAUCUUCCUGAGAUGAAGCUUGAACAAACUGAAGGGAUGGCAGUGCUAUCCACUCAGUCUGUGAUAGCUCCUUCUCAGAGAGAUCAUGCUCUUGCACAUGCUUGGGAGAUGGCAUUGCCAUCUUCUCAGUCUCUUGGAGGUCAUCCUUCCUGGCUUCCAUCUCGAUGCUCGCCUUCCCUGGAAGUGAUUCCCCAGGAUAAGCCACCACCAGUGGGAAAGUAGGAGAUGGGAGGCAUCAUGAUGAUGGUGAGUGGUGUCCCUUUUCCCUCUUUUCCUUCUUUCUAACAUGUCUGUUCAUUAUUAACCUGUCUUGCUUCUUUCCCAUUCUCCUCCGUCACUUCUAACAUUCUUUUUUAUUAACCAUUUCCUCUCUGCUCAUUAACAUGUGUUUAUUAUUAACCAUUUCCUUUCUGCUUACUAACAUGUUCUACCUUUUUAACAUAUUCACCCGUCUUCCUUCUCUGUAACUUAUGAACCCUGUGUCUAAAUAUUUUUUCACACACCGGUAUUUAGACGUAGGGUUCAUGAGUUUAACAUUUCAUACUUCCUAUUAACAGGUCUCUCAUUUUCAGUUAACCCCCCC
Molecule: messenger RNA, 876 nt
Organism: Saccostrea echinata
Lineage: Eukaryota; Metazoa; Mollusca; Bivalvia; Ostreida; Ostreidae
Exons: 2
Coding region: 57-515 (152 amino acids)
Source: RefSeq, a predicted model, not a curated record